AUGACAGAUCACGAUUCAGAUGUCGCCAUAUUUUGGGAUUACGCUCCCGGCUACGAUAUCAUCGAGAAUAUCCGUCAGAUCGCGCACAAAUACGGGAGCGUGAAACUGUUCAAAGCAUACCUCGAGAUAUCCGAGCAGCCGUCGCCAAAUUCAACUCGUCUACGCUCUGAGCUUCAAUCAUGCGGUGUAUCACUGAUAGACUGUCCUCACAAUGGAAGGAAGGAUGUCGCCGACAAGAUGAUGAUAGUCCUUGUCGCCCCGAACUCCGCGCAUGCCAGUCUUCGGUCCCAAGCUUCCGUGAUCCUGGAUUGGGAAGCGGAUGUCCUGGGGAAGAGGGCUGGAAAUGCGAACACCAACAUGCAUCGGCGCACGCAGUCAUCCGGCUCCAUGCUCGUGCCCUCACCGAUUGCCCAACGAGGUGCUCGGAGAUUGUCUUCCCGUGAAACUUCAUCGACGCCGAACGUAGAGUUCUUGCAACCUUCACCCGAUAUCAUUGAUCCUCGGCACCGAGCCACGCGUUCCCAGUCAAAUUCCUCUGCAAAGAAGCCGGUCAUCCCCAGUCUCUCGUCUUCCAGCAGUAGUGUCCCUCAGUCCGCCUUCGUCACCCCAAUCAGGCAGAAUGAUGCACUUCCCGUCGCCGACGACGCAUGUUCGUCUACCCAGGGUCAGAUAUCAGAAACGGAGACCAUUGUGGAUCUCAAUGAUCAUUUGCGAAGCCUUGAUGAGGAGCGUUCCCGCACUAUUAUUGAACCAUCUAUCAAUUCGGGUUCAGAGACAAGGCUUGAUAUCCCCAGACCAUGUUCGGCGCCUGCGUCCAUGCCGCAGUCAGAGCCAACGAUUCUGCUCGAAGCAGCGGAUUAUGAGGAUAGACCUUCAGUUGCAUUACCUCCCGUCAGCGACUGUCCGGAUAUUCCCAUCCUAUCAGAUGUUGCUGAGCAGCUAGUCACAGAAAUCCAUCGAACUCCCACUCCCCAGAUCGCGCACAACGACAGAGUAACAGUUGGUUCAAUCGAGCUACCGGAGCCAGAGCCAGCAUGCAUACAAUCAUCAACCGCAGGUGUCAAAACGGCAACCCCAGCGUUAUCGUCACCAGUGGAACAAUCCAGGACGCGGGACAACACACUCAGCUAUCCUCAAACAUCAUUCUCGAACGUACCUACUAUCCCAUUGAAUCCCACUGUAUCUGCAUAUAUACCCGCUCAAUGGCCGGUCCCCACACGAUUCAUUCCUCUCGUCCGAGCUCUCGAGCUCUCUCGGUCGCAGGGCCUUGAAGCUCCGCUGUACAACAGUUUUGCCUUUACCAUGCUACAACACUACCCAGAUGCCUACGAAGCCGCCGGUGUCAGUCGGUGGAAGGAAUACGUGAGUCUUGCAGAGAAAGAAGGCAUUAUCACUGUUGGCGGUCCAGAGUCGAGGCCGACAAUCUCCCUUGUUCUCGCGUGGCAAGGCAGUGCUACCACUGUGUCUCUCUCAACGGCAAAAGCUCCUACCUCGGCCGGAUCGAAUGCCCCAGGUGUUCCGGACACGCCAAUCACAUGCUCCAAUAGUGCUGACCUUUCACCUUCGGUUGUAUUACAACCCACAUCUUCCGAUAGUACCCAGAUGCCCCUGAUUCUUGCCAAGAUUCCUCCUCCGCAGUCUGUCGGUUCACCCAAAACCUUGACAUCCACUAUCGAGGUACCUCGUCAGGAUGUCCCAGCGCGGUUUGUCCCUCUAGUCCGGUAUCUUGAGCGGGCGCUGUCUCUAGGGUAUGAUGCUCCAAUGCAUAGCAGUGUCGCACGUCAGGUUGUGCGUGACUACCCCGAUGCGUAUGAGCUCGCAGGUGUCAAGCGCUGGACCGACUAUGCUGCUCUGGCAGAGAAAGCGGGUAUCGUGGUCUCUGGGGGUCCAGAAACGAAACGAUGGAUGACCUUGUCCCCGGAAUGGUGGCCCACCGUUGUGCUUGCUCCAGCAUCAUCGGCAGGAUCACCAAGCACCGGAAACAACACUAAUACCUCCACGACGGGCCAGAUGUUUUCCCCUUCAUCUACGACCUCGGUCCCUGGUGCGAGUGCUUCUGGAUCUCUGUCUGCUGUCGAAGUGCCAGAUACCGUGGCUGCUUCCGAACCACCUAGCCGGUCUUUGAACAAUGUGCCAUCCUCAGCAACAGCGAAAGAAUCGUCAUGUGUGCACGCCAGCACCUCACAAGAGGUGACCACCAUGGGCCAAACUCCCUCUACCCCGCAGCAGGACGUGCCACUCGAUUUCAAUCACACAGCCGCCUUCUCUAAUAAACCACAACCUCGACCGCCGGCAUCCUCGACCUCGAGUUCGCAACCAUCGCCAGGGGACCUCAAGAGUCAAGCAGCAUCGACACAGCCGUCACCUGUGUCCGGUACUCCGCUACCUACAGUUCCUGCGAAGUACAAGACACUUAUUCAAUUGCUGGAGAAGCACCGCUCGGCCGGUGUUCUCCAACCAAGGCGCUCUAUCAUUGCAGUUGCGUUGGUCGAACGAGAACGCAGUGUGUACAAGCUAGCGGGUGCACAGCGGUGGCGUGACUACUCCGACAUGGCUGUGGAGGACGGUAUAAUCAAACUGGGCGGUCUGCAGGCGGAAGCGUGGGUAUCACUGGAGCCAGCGUGGUAUGGCAGGGCGCCUACGCCUUCUUGGUAG
Molecule: messenger RNA, 2655 nt
Organism: Postia placenta MAD-698-R-SB12
Lineage: Eukaryota; Fungi; Basidiomycota; Agaricomycetes; Polyporales; Adustoporiaceae
Exons: 4
Coding region: 1-2655 (884 amino acids)
Source: RefSeq, a predicted model, not a curated record